AAAACUUGUUUCUUAUACUGUUCAAAAAGGUCCACACUUUGCUUUAACAAUUGAAAAACAGGCUCGUGACAUAACUUUUGAAAUGCUUCAAAGUGGUGAGUGGAAAAAGGCCAACUUUAAAAAUUAUAAUUUUGAUGCUCUUGGUAUACCACCACCGGGCGGUCAUUUACAUCCUUUAAUGAAAGUUAGAGAAGAAUUUCGAAAUAUCUUUUUUGAGAUGGG
This is a messenger RNA of Entrophospora candida, 222 nucleotides long. Lineage: Eukaryota; Fungi; Glomeromycota; Glomeromycetes; Entrophosporales; Entrophosporaceae. The record is from the annotation of a GenBank genome assembly.